Messenger RNA from Gasterosteus aculeatus aculeatus (three-spined stickleback), 1523 nucleotides. RefSeq names its product secreted frizzled-related protein 5 (gene sfrp5). The record is from RefSeq and is a predicted model, not a curated record. Gene Ontology annotation, biological process: non-canonical Wnt signaling pathway; canonical Wnt signaling pathway. NCBI's taxonomy places the organism in Eukaryota, Metazoa, Chordata, Actinopteri, Perciformes, Gasterosteidae. Gene Ontology annotation, molecular function: Wnt-protein binding.
AAGGUACUCCUCAUUACGGCUGCAGACAGAUAAACAGCGAGCGGGGAGAGGCUGGAGACAGGUCUCAGAGAGGGAGCGGGCAGGGGAGAGUGAGACAUUUGGACGAUAAGCAGUCCUGUGCUCACCUUUGCUUGACGGCUGCCUCCCUACUGCACUACCUGAGGCGCACAUACACGCACAGACACAGGGAGGUCUUUCAGGGAGGCUUAGAGGGCUGAGUCUGCAGGAAAGAAGGGAAUUAAAACACUUUGUUUUCAACCCACAGCGUCCACACUCAGGACAGAAAAAAAAGGGAUUACAGCUUGUGCGCCUGCCCCACUUGUUCCUCUCUUCACUCUGCGUUUUGUCUUCCCCCUGAGUCACUUUGGAGACUUUGGAUACAACCUUCUUUAAUUGUUGGUUUGGGCUCAGAAAGGCAUGGCGCACGGACAAAAGAGCCCCAGGUGGGCUUUAACCCAGGGCUCCUUCAGCUUGGCCCCCGGCUCGUCGCUCUUCUCCCUCCUCCUCCUCCUCCUCCUCUUCCUCGCCGUCUCAGCCGCGGAUGAGUAUGACUACUACAGCUGGCAGUCGGACAACUUCCACAAUGGCCGCUUCUACACCAAGCAACCGCAGUGUGUGGACAUACCAGCCGACCUGCGCCUGUGCCACAAUGUGGGCUACAAAAAGAUGAGGCUGCCCAACCUGCUGGACCACGAAACUAUGCCAGAGGUCAAGCAGCAGGCGGGUAGCUGGGUGCCCCUCCUGGCCAAACGGUGCCAUGCAGACACCCAGGUCUUCCUGUGCUCGCUGUUUGCACCGGUGUGCCUGGACAGGCCCAUCUACCCCUGCCGCUCGCUGUGUGAGGCCGUGAGGGACAGCUGCGCUCCGGUGAUGGAGACCUACGGCUUCCCCUGGCCAGAGAUGCUGACCUGUGAUAAGUUUCCAAUUGAUAAUGACCUCUGCAUCCCCAUGCAGUUCACUGGGAACCACGCGACGCAGCCACCAGUGUCCAAGGUGUGCCCUCCGUGUGACAAUGAGCUGAAAGCAGACAACAUAAUGGAGCAUUACUGCGCCAGUGACUUCGCUCUCAAGAUGAAAAUCAAGGAGGUGAAGAAGGAGAAGGGCGACCGCAAGCUGAUCGCCGCCCAAAAGAAGAAGAAGGUGUUGAAGCAGGGUGUGCUGAGGAAGAAGGACCUGAAGAAACUGACCCUGUACAUCAAGAACGGCGCCAACUGCCCGUGCGCCCAGCUCGACAGCCUGGGGUCCAACUUCCUCAUCAUGGGCCGCAAAGUGGACCAGCAGCUGCUGCUCAUGUCCAUUCACAAGUGGGACAAGAAGAGCAAGGAGCUCAAGUUUGCGAUCAAGUACAUGAAGUCUCACCAGUGUCCCACCUACCACACCGUCUUCCAGUGACGAGGCCCGUGCGCCCCGACAUUCUGACCCUGUCCCACGUAGGUCCAAAUUCUGUGUCCCUGAUCCCCGGACCCCUGCAAAAUAUUUUACCAGCACCGCUGCGCAGUCUUACUUUGGGGAAGCAGGGCCGC